AUGUCGUCUUCCUCUGAGAAUGCCUCUCUCAGAACUCAGCUGGCUGCCAAGGAGGAGUAUAUUCAACAUCUUUUGAGCCUCAUUCCAUCCACUUCGACUCCUGCACCUGCUGCUGAUGCAGAUACUCAGCUUGCUCCUGCUACUGUUGAGGACUCGGAUGACUCUGUGGAUUCUGGUGGCUCUUUGGUGUUUUAG
Molecule: messenger RNA, 195 nt
Organism: Prunus armeniaca (apricot)
Lineage: Eukaryota; Viridiplantae; Streptophyta; Magnoliopsida; Rosales; Rosaceae
Source: the annotation of a GenBank genome assembly